Helicoverpa zea (corn earworm) is the source of this 1609-nucleotide messenger RNA. Its product is annotated as gametocyte-specific factor 1-like. The coding region runs from base 69 to 380 and encodes 103 amino acids. Lineage: Eukaryota; Metazoa; Arthropoda; Insecta; Lepidoptera; Noctuidae. The transcript is spliced from 2 exons. The record is from RefSeq and is a predicted model, not a curated record.
AACGUCAUAACAAGGGUUAUCAUUCGGUGUGCGAACUUUUAAUUUAUAUUGUUCUUUCCAAUUCAAAAAUGAUGAACGACGAGGAUUUUGUGACCUGUCCUUAUAACAAAUGCCAUCGUGUACUCAAGUCUCGUAUCCAGCACCAUCUUAUUAAAUGCGAAAAAAAUGGGCCAAAGCUUCAAAUAUGCCCAUUUAAUGCUACUCAUCGGUAUCCAGACUAUUUGAUCAAACAACAUUGCCUUAAUUGCCCAAGCAGACUGCCGAAGCCUGAUCAUUCGAAACCGCAAUCUCUUAGUGCUGGAGCUCGUACUACGCCCAGACCUUUACUAGAGACGGAAUAUUCGCCAGAAAACGAUCCGGAAUUCGAAUAUUGGGAUUAAUAGAUCUGACUGCCGCAGGAUGUAUGUAGAAUGAAAGUUGGUAGCUGGCGUUAAUAUAUCAGUGCUGGCUCAAAUUGGGCACCUUGGUGAAGUGUCCAACUCAUUGUUAUUUGAUGUUACACUGCUAGAUGUUAUUUGAACAUGUUUGGCAGUUUUUCAGGUAGUCAGAAGCCAGUAAGUCUGACAACCGAUCUUACCUAAGGGUAUUGGGCUGUCUAUGUAACCGAGUUGAGGAGGUCAGAUAAGCAGUAUCUCCUUGAAAAACACUGGUACUCAGCUGUAACCGGUUAGACUGGAAGCCAACCCCAACAUAGUUGGGUAAAGGCUAGGUACAUGAUGAGCUAUAGAUAUUUGUUUGAAUGGGCUUCAUUAUGCACUGGUGAACAAGCGCCUUCUAACAGCUUUCAGUUCUAUAUGACUUAAGUUACAAUAUCAAUAUUUCUUUUUCAAUUAUUAUUUAGUUCUAAGUUGAUAUUCCAUAGUUAAGAUCCCAAAUAUGCUAUUUGCCUGAAUGGGCUUCAAUAUGCACUGCUGUUACCAGCUUUUUCUACAUGACUUUAGUUAAGUUACAAUAUCAAUGUGCUUUUUCAAUUAUUAUUUAGUUUUAAGUUGAUAGUUAUAAUUCCAAAUAUGCUAUUUGCCUGAAUGGACUUCAAUAUUCACUGGUGGAUAGGCAACUGCUACCAGCUUUCUCUAUAUGACUUAAGUUACAAUAUCAAUAUGAGCCUUUUUCAGUUAUUAUUUAGUUCUUAGUUGAUAGUUAAGAUUCCAAAUAUUUUUGUACAAUGCUAAUUGCAGUCUCGGGUGAUAUUAGAGAUGGCAUGAAAACUGUGUUUUAGAGAAAAAAUUUCUUCCGUAAUUCUCUUCAGGUUCCUAAGUAAGAAGUAGAAUUUAGGUUUUAUGUAAGGAGUCUUUUAUAUUUAAAAGAAACAAAGAUACAAGCUUAUAUCUUUAUUAAGCUAUUCAACAAAAAAUUACUGUUCCCUGACUGCUUCAAGGGGUUAUAAAUUACCAUUCAAAAUGCAGCAACAUCUUAUUGAUUGAUCUGUAAGUUCUUAUAAUUCUAUUUCAGUCCAAAAUAUUGUGCCAUUGUAUAACUUAAAUAGGACUAGACAGUAGAAAACUCCACAAAAUGAUUGUGAUUUGUAUUUAAUGUUAUUUUAAAAAUAACAUUGUAAAUUAGGCUAAUUGAAACUUGUUGAAACUAAUAUUAAAGGUUUUUCUACCAA